GUGAUAUGUGAUGAUAUGUUUCUUUUUGUCGUCCUUUGUCUAGCCUCAAUUCAGGUGCAGAUCACCCCAACGCAAGGAGAGAUCAGUGUGGGAGAAUCCAAGUUCUUCCUCUGUGAAGUUGUGGGAGAUGCCAUGGACAUCGACUGGUACGCCCCCAGUGGCGAGAAGAUCGUCUCCAGCCAGGACGUCUUUGUGAGCCGCACGGAUGAGUCCACGUCCACCCUCACCAUUUACCACGCCACCGUGGACAGCUCCGGGAACUACAAGUGUGUGGCCAAAAGCGCCGACAAGGAGGCCCAGGCCACUGUCCAAGUGAAAAUCUUCCAAAAGAUCAGCUUCAAGAAUGCUCCAAGCCUGCAAGAGUUCAACGAGGGCGAUAACGCUGACAUCGUCUGCGAUGUGGUCAGCUCCCCUCCAGCCACCAUCUUCUGGAAACACAAGGGAGCCAAGAUCCACGUGGCCAAAGACGUGCGCUUCAAGAUCAUGGAGAACGCCCACCUGCAGAUCCGAGGCAUCAAGAAGACCGACGAAGGCAUGUACACAUGUGAGGCGCGUGUGAUGGCCAGGGGAGAGAUCGACUUUAGGGCCAUCAAGGUGGUUAUUAAUGUGCUUCCUACCAUCCGUAUCCGCCAGGCGGAGGUCAACGCCACGGCCGACAUCGGCACCUCCGCCAUGUUGGCGUGUGACGCAGAUGGUUUCCCCGAACCCACCGUCACCUGGGCUCGUAACAAUGUUGUCCUUGAAACGGACGAGAAGUACAGCCUGAACGAGGAUGGCUCUGAAUUGCUAAUAAAAGAUGUCACCAAAGUGGAUGAAGGAGAUUACACUUGCAUGGCCAAGAACAAGGCUGGGGAGAAGGAGGAGGAAGUCAGCCUGAACGUGUUCGUGACCCCCAGGAUCACCUACCUGAACAACCAGACGGCCUCUGAGCUGCAGGAGCAGGUGACUCUGACCUGCGAGGCGUCCGGCGAGCCUACACCCGCCAUCACCUGGAGCUUUGGCCCGCGGGUCUUCACUGAGCGAGAGCAGGCUUCUUGGACUCGACCAGACACUUACGAGAGCUUGGAUGGAAACGUUGUCGUACGGAGCGACGCACGGGUCUCCUCUUUGACCCUAAAGUACGUGCAGUUCAGCGAUGCUGGCCAGUACCUCUGUACUGCCCGGAACCCCAUAGGCCAGGACAGCAAGAACAUGUACCUGGAAGUCCGCUACUCUCCUAAGAUCCAGGGCCCGGUGACAGUGUACACGUGGGAGGGGAAUUCGGCCAACAUCAGCUGCGAGGUGCUGGCCCACCCGGGGGCCUCUGUGGUCUGGUUCAGGGACGGCCAGCAGCUGCCCUCCGCCAACACCACCAACAUUAAGAUCUACAGCACCCCCACCGCCAGCUACCUGGAGAUCAACCCCGAAUCCCAGAACGACUUCGGAAGCUACAACUGCACAGCGACCAACGUGAUUGGCUCAGAGUCAAAAGAGUUCCUUAUGAUCCAAGCAGAGGUGCCCUCGGCCCCCACGGUGGAGCGGGUGGCUUCCUUCUCCAGCACGGCGAUGGUGGAGUUUGAGGAGCCCGACUCCAACGGCGGAGUGUCCAUCCUCAGGUACAAGGUGGACUGGCGCCAGCCCGGACAGGAUUGGUCCAGCCGGGAGUUUGAGGUUGAGACCGGUACCAACCAAAUCAUCCUCACCGGCCUGAAGCCGGAGACUGCCUACGAGGUCAAGAUGGCCGCCGUCAAUGGCAAGGGAGACGGCGAGAGCAGCCCUUCUACCGCGUUCAAGACGAAGCCAAUCCGGUAUACUUUCACAACUCCACCAGAGACCUCAACCCCCUCCAUCCCUCCUCCAACCACUCUGCCCCUUAGGGAACCCAGUGCACCCAAGCUGGAGGCCAAGGUGCAGAAGAAGGGUAACGCCCUCAAGGUGAACUGGGUGAAGCAGGAUGACGGAGGCACCCCCAUCAAGCACUACCUGGUCAGAUACAAACCUAAGCACGUGUCUGACUGGAGGCCUGAGAUCCGCGUGCCCCACGGCAGCGACCACGUGCUGCUGCAGGCGCUGGACUGGAACACUGAGUACGAGGUGUACGUGGUGGCCGAGAACCAGCAGGGCAAGUCCAAGCCCGCCAUUGUCUCCUUCAGGACGGCCAUGCAGCCCACCGCCAUCCCAGAAGUCGGGGGCUCAGGCCUGGGGACGGGCGCCAUCGUGGGCAUCCUGAUGGUGGUCUUCCUUCUGCUGCUGGUGGGCGUGGACGUCACCUGCUACUUCCUCAACAAGUGCGGCCUGCUGAUGUGCAUCGCCGUCAACUUCUGCGGCAAGACGGGUCCCGGGGCCAAAGGCAAGGACAUCGAGGAGGGCAAAGCCGCGUUCACGAAAGAUGAAUCCAAGGAGCCCAUUGUGGAGGUGAGGACAGAGGAGGCGAACCCCCCCACCCAGGACGGAGGUGCUCCCACAGAGCCCAGUGAGACCACCCCUUUGACAGAGGCUGAGCCCACCAGUCCAGACACCACUUCCCCGGUGGUGAACUCGCUGCCUACCGCUGCCUCUAACUCAACCCCCGGCGCUAGCGAACGCAACACCGCCGCUGCGGUCCAAAGCGCCAAAAGCACCGCCGAAGCGUCCCUUCCGGCUAGCGCGGGGAGCAAAGACAGCGGGCCCGCUCCGGCCGGCGCUACGUCGUCCUCCACGCCCGACGUGGGCCCCCUGGUGGACCUGAGCGAGGGCGCGAGCCUUACGGCGGCUACCGCUGCCUCGGAGCCGGGUGCUAAGGCCGCUGAGCCCAAGGAGUCCACGGGUUCCCCGAGCACUGCUUCCACCGCACAGGCCGAUAUUAAAGUGGCGAUCGACGACAAGGCUAACGCUAAUGAUGCUAUAACCAAGGAGGCUAACGCCACGGAGACGAAGGAGGUGAAGGAGGUGGACGCCGUGCCCAACUCCACCACCGAGGUGAAGACCGUCCCAAACGAGGCCCCCGUUGCCAACGGCAACGAGAGCAAAGCGUAACUCUUCCGGGACCCUCAUCCACCACCAACACCACCACCUUCAACCCCACAUUGCCUAUACCUUAUGACUCCUCCAACAGUGUUUAAUGAGAGCGGGGGUGGAGGAAGAGGAGAGGGUGGAGAUGGAGGUGGAGCUGGAGGAGGGGGGGCUGGGUAGGCUGGGGUGGGGUUAGGGGGAGGCUGGGUGGUAGGGGUUUGGAUUUUGGGGUUUGGGAUAUGGGCUGGUGGGGUUGGGUUUGCAGGGGCAGUCUGAAAAACCAUGCGAGUUCUCUAGAAUAAACACAAAAACAACAAUAGGGCGAACGUGGGGAAGGCGGAUUAAAAAAGUUGACAAAAAUGCAUGGCAGAAAGAAAGGACGGAGAAGUAAACGAUAAAAAAACAGCCUUCCGUUUCCACGGCGGUGGUGCUCUGCACACCUGGGUGCGUUAGAUAACGAGACAGUUGACUGCCUUAGCGCCACUUAUCGCUCACCUCUGUACCCCCUCGUUGUUUGUCGCCGCGUGUCUCGGGGAAAGAAGAAACCGUCAAAUCUUCUAGUCUGCCCGUUUUUCGCUCAUCCUUUCAUUUUGUUGUUGUAUGCUCUACUAUAUUGGAAAGGGAAAGCCACACCGUUCGGCCAUUAGUCAAUCGUAGCUUUAGGUCAAACUGGGUAACUGCCUUUUGCCCGAUGUGCAGUCUUUUCUAUUUAAGUCUCAUUCCAUAGCCCAAUGGCUCCUCGGAGGGCGUCGGCCAUUGCUGCAGUAUGUGUGUGUCUGUACGAUCACGGAUUAUUUUCUAACCUGUAUCACUCUACUGUACAACAUCCACUCAUCGCUGCCAGGCUUGGCGGUGUUUUAAACUCACGAGAUGCUGUUGAACUUGGGUUGAGAUGGAUUGAACAUUGCCACGCCUGAUUUAACGUCUGUUUGUUUUGUGAUUGUUGUUGAGAUUUUAGACAAUGUUGAAUAUAAGAACACAUGGUAGUAGAAGGUUUGACUUCUAGUCCUGAAGAGAUAGAAGGGAAGGGGUGGCGGGGAAGGGGGGCCAGAAAAUAUACACACGUUGAAGAAUUGUCGAAAUAAUGUUUAUGUAUUUCUUUUUUUCUAUUUUUUAUUUAGCAAAUAAAUAACACACCACUAUUGCUUUUUCCUCCGAUUGCACAUAUGUUCAUGCGCAAAAACACACACACACACACACACACACACACACACACACACACACACACACACACACACACACACACACACACACACACACACACACACACGCAUACUCACACACACAAAUUCUCACACACAGACUCACGCUGAUAAAUGCACUCACUUGUACACACAGGUAUACAUGUUUAAUAUUCACCUAUCUUUUCCCACCUGCCACCAAAUAGACCUUACUGUUUGCAUCAGUUUGCAUGUAUUCCUUAGAGUUUCCGAGCUCAGGUGUAGAUGGCAGAAGCACUAUCUAUGCUCACACGCUCACUGCCCCCCCAAACUACAGCCUUUCGUUUUAGUUUCCGGGGGCCAUUUUGAAUUCUUAAAGGUGACAUAUUAAAUCACCAGGUGUGAGUGUGAUCAGCCGUUAAAAGCCGUUUUGAAAAUGUGCCUCUUCUGACAUCACAAGUUGGCAUGUCCACCUAGAUGUAUCACACCUGGUGGUAUAAUAUGUCACCUUUAAUAAGACUGACAGGGGAUUGGAGGUUUGUUUGUCUUGUUCUGACGUUAAUAUUUGUAUGUAUACAUUCCAAUAUAUAUCCAUAAUACACACACACACCGAUUCAACAAGACAAGUUCUUAUUUAAGCCAUAGUACGCUGUCGGAUAUGGAUUUAGGAAGAGACAAGAGAUAGAGAGAAAACCAACCUGCCAUUUUCUUUUUCUUUUGUGUUUGUGUACAGUGUUCCUUAUACUUUAGACUGCAAGCUAAUAGUGCACUGUGAAUGUGUCGAUAUCCUAGUGUGAAUAGAAUACGUUGUGUUCUUUGUCUUGGAGUCUAGAAAAAAAUUAAAUAAUGCCUAGUUGGAUUCUGAAAAGUUUAGCUUAUAGUGAACCAAGCAGAGUUCAGAGUUCCCUGAAGGCUGGGGUUUAGGAAAGCAAAAUUUAAAUGGAGAAAGACAGUGCCUUUAAUUGUGAGGAAAACGGCAUUGCAUUUCAUCUUUCUUAUCCUGCGUCAGUUAUACACACAGGGAUGUUUAUACUUCAUCUCCAAUGUUUUCCAUUUCACAAUUUCACAUUUCACCGUCUUCAGCAGGUUUUUAAUGCAAAUAAAGCGCAGGUUUGUUGAAAUUACAGACAACAAUCGCAGCCUUUCCCUCUGGAGAUAGCUCCGUGACCCUUUUUCUAAUUUAUAUGAGAACUUCAGCCAGACUUGUUGUUCUUGCUGUUGACUAAAUCUUGCUUCUAUAGAGCUGAGGAUAGGAUUGAGCGUUAAUAUGGAUAUCCACCACGCUGUAGCGCUUUAGUGACGGUUGAACACACGACUACACGAGUAUAGUCCAUCACAUCAAUUUCACAUGUAUGUGUAUAAGACAGCGAAGUGAUGACCUGAUAUGUUGAGCUGAUUCUAGGCAAAUUGUUACUGUAAAUUUGUGUUUUCUUGUUCAAUAUAUUUUCAUUGGAUUUUGUGAUGUGUUGAAAGUUGCCUUUUGCCCAAUUAGAUUAUGACAUGAAAAGGCUUUUAUUGUCUUGUUUUUUUUUAAUAAUUAAGCAGCUUCUCAAAAAAGAAAAUAGAAUGCAGAGUAUUCCACCAUGAAAUUGCAGACUUCAUAAUAAUAAACAAGCUGGAACAAAA
This is a messenger RNA of Gadus macrocephalus (Pacific cod), 5756 nucleotides long. RefSeq names its product neural cell adhesion molecule 1a (gene ncam1a). NCBI's taxonomy places the organism in Eukaryota, Metazoa, Chordata, Actinopteri, Gadiformes, Gadidae. Gene Ontology annotation, molecular function: axon guidance receptor activity; cell-cell adhesion mediator activity. Bases 16 to 2994 code for a protein of 992 amino acids. The record is from RefSeq and is a predicted model, not a curated record. Gene Ontology annotation, cellular component: cell-cell junction; plasma membrane; axon. The transcript is spliced from 21 exons. Gene Ontology annotation, biological process: homophilic cell-cell adhesion; synapse organization; dendrite self-avoidance.